Molecule: messenger RNA, 1403 nt
Organism: Notechis scutatus (mainland tiger snake)
Lineage: Eukaryota; Metazoa; Chordata; Lepidosauria; Squamata; Elapidae
Source: RefSeq, a predicted model, not a curated record
UACUUUUACUCCCGAUUUCUCAGGGCUACUACUUACUACUUAGCUGACCGUCGUUACGAUAUGUUGCCCGCCGUCUUGAGUGCCAAUUUAUGCUCUCUCCUUGGGAACGUGGACAGGUAUGCCCUGAGCGUUAUCUGGGAACUGGACAAGGCCUCUUACGAAAUAAAGAGAGUCCAGUACAAGAGAACCAUCAUUCGCUCUUCUUACAAACUCUUCUACGAGGCCGCCCAGGCUUUGCUAGACGAAGACCUGACUGCUGCAGCGGAAAUCCUGGAGCUCAAAGGCAUGGAGGAAAAUACCCGGAGGCAGAAGUUAGACGAGCUGAUGUGGGCCAUCAGGAAGCUAACUGACGUUGCCCGCCACCUCCGAGCCAGGCGGAGCAGCUACGGAGCCCUGGAGCUGGAAGGGGUGGAAAUCAGGGUUCAGCUGGACGACAAGAAGAACAUCGACGACCUGAUCCCCCGCCAGCCGCUGGAAGUCCACGAGACGAUAGCCGAGUGCAUGAUCCUGGCAAACCAUUGGGUGGCCAAGAAGAUUUGGGAGGUGUUCCCGCAUCAGGCGCUGCUUCGUCAGCACCCGCCACCCCGGCAGGAAUUUUUUUCCGAGGUCCGAGAAUGUGCCGGGGCAAAAGGCUUUUCGAUUGACACGCGGUCUAACAAGGCAUUAGCUGACUCUCUGGACAGAGCGGUGGACUCUUCUGACCCCCUGGUAAACCAGCUGUUGAGGUCUAUGGUCACCCAAGCCAUGUCCAACGCGGUCUAUUUUUCAACUGGAUCGUGUCCCGAGGAAGACUUCUUCCAUUACGGUCUUGCUCUAGAUAAAUACACCCACUUCACGUCGCCCAUUAGGAGGUACGCAGAUAUCAUUGUCCACAGACUCUUGUUAGCAGCCACCUCAAGAGAAGAAGACGGAGUUGGUGCAAGAGACGGCUUGCUCGGCAAUAAAGAACUUGAAGAACUAUGCAGACAUAUCAACAACAGGAACCGGGCGGCCCAGCAUGUUCAGAAACAGUCCACGGGGCUCUUCCAGUGCAUGUUCUUCAGUGACAAGAGUCCUGCAAGGGAGGAGCAGCGCUCAGCGGACGGCGUGAUCUAUUCAAUCCGAACCAACGGGGUGCUCGUCUUCGUGCCAAGGUGAGGAGGCAUCUUGGAAAGAGGGUGAGGAAAGGCCGUGGGCGUGGCAAGGCACUGGAAAGCAAGGGCAGAAUUUCAAGGAAGACGUUGUUCUGAAUCCAUUGCAGGAAAACACUUUUGUCAAGGUAAGAGUCAACAGAUGAGAGACAGCGAAGCUCAGAGACUUGGGAAGAGGUUCUGCACAGAUCCCAGGGUCAGCUAGCAAAGUUUUGCAGGCAGUGGGGCUGUUAACGGUCUUCUGAGGAGGGUCCCUGCCACACAGAUGCUGUG